Moneuplotes crassus is the source of this 2044-nucleotide messenger RNA. Lineage: Eukaryota; Ciliophora; Spirotrichea; Euplotida; Euplotidae. The record is from the annotation of a GenBank genome assembly.
UAUUAAUUAUUUUGAGAGAGAUGAAGAAGUGUCAGCAAGGGGACUUUUUGGAGGGGGAAAUGGAGAGGAAGGAAGUUCAAAUGGUUGGGAGAUUUGGGAAAAAUGGAGAUGAAUGACAAAGAAAUGGGAUUGUUGUUGAAGGAUUAUCGUUACCUUUGGAGAAUCCUGAAUUAAUUUUACCUAAUGAGGUUUUCAGUGAAACUUCAUUAAAACCAAUAGAGUCAUUUGAUGAAAUUUCUGUUUCAAUGGUUGAAGCGAUCUCUUUGCUUCAGGAUCUAAAAUCAACUAGAGCUGUAAGAAAAGAUGUUCAUCGUAGGAAGAUGCUCAGAGCCAUCAAGAAGUUCUUCUACGAGUUAUUUAAACACCUUAAUAACAAGUUAUUCAACAAGAGGUUGGCAAAGGUAAAAUCUACUAAAAUUCUGGAAGCCUUGAAAACACUUUGCAGGGUGUAUAUCUCCCAAUCAAUUCCUGAUGAAAUGGCUGAGUUCAUGUUCAAGGUCAUGAAUCUGAACAGCCUUGACUCUCCUAAAGAAGACAGUGAAGCCUUUAGAUCAGGAAGGAAAGUCCAUGACUGUAUCCAAAGUUAUAAUGACCAAAAGUUUGAAGAACUUUUUCUUUCUGAAUAUUUUAGAAUAUUUAUCAUUGCAUUUAUUGAGUUAAGGAAUAAAAGCAAUGAUUCCUUAGCUGAUAUAAAAGCGUCUAUGGUCUGGGAGAAUCACUUUAAUCGAUAUGACAACACUUUCAGCACAAUUAUCGAAGAGCUUCUGCACAAACCAAUGGAGGAAAGUUGAGAAGCAAGACUUCAAGAAGCAUAUAUUUGAAUAAUUGAAUUUUAAGUUUCCAAAUAAACUUAUCUGAUCGAGGUUAGAUUUUUAGAGUUAAAAAUAUGUUAAAACUUGGUAAUUAGUAAAACAUUUGCAUUUAAGAGACUUGGAAAUACAAAAUUUUUCGCAAAAAAAUUCAUAGUAGAUAUUUCUGGGAUUGGCAAGGUAAGAAUCUGAUUUAGGACUAAUAAUUUUAGCCAAAUCUGAAUUAUUUGGUCACCUAGUAUCCAUUUAACUCUCAAAAAAUAAGAGUUAAAAGUUUGUGUGCGAUUCCCAUCAGCUUUUUGAGGUCUGAUCUGGCUGGGUACUAAAUUAUUUAGAACUCAAAGUUUUCAGCCCUAUCUUCAUGUAUAGCUUCAUAUAGUUCCUCAUGUUAUUCUUAAGCUUUAAAUCUGCGUUUAAAGCUCAUAUUAUAAACAUAGUUAUACAUAUUUCUUGAAAGGGCAAUUAAUUCAUCCAUAAUUUUGCUUAACAUAAUCUGGGAACGGAUUCUUGGAAAUGUUUUCACAAAAUAAUUUAAAUAUUCAUAAAUUUAAUUGAGCUUUAGAUAGUAUCUAAGUGAGAUUUUACAGUGUCUAGUGGUGAUAAGGGAUCUAGAGACGCUAAAUUUGCGUUUAUUUAAUCAUUCAUAACUUUCAGAUUUCCUUGUUUUAAUAAAUCGGUGAACCAAAUUUUUCUGCAAAGUAAGCGAAGCUAAGAAUGUUUAUUAUAAAGACUUAAAAAAGCCUCUAACUGCCUCCUACAGUUCAAACGAUAGUAUGACUUCCUUUACUUAAGUUUUUGAAAGACCUAAUUAUUGGAAAUUUUGGAGUUUUAGCAAAAUUCUCAGAUUAAAAAUGAAGCUACCAAUUAAAUGUAUGGAACAUACUAAAUCCUAAAUUUAUUGAAAUAAUGCACUAUGUGAUCAAACCCAGUGAUGGUUUAUCACAUCCUUAAGUUAUUCAGCACCCAGCCAGACAUUAUUAAGAUUACUCAUAAUUUUAACAUGAAUAAAUAUUUCAGUAUCCUUUAGUCAUUGGAGAGAAGAAAGUGAUAAAAAUGAUGUAUCUGGGCUAGGAGAGGCAUCACUGGAAGAUACCAGAUGCUUCUGAUUGUAGCAGAUAAAUUCAAGUAUAUUAAGAAAUUUUGCAUAAGGCUAGAGAAGCUUUCCUGAACAAAAGAAAAAGAUAUUUGAAAUUUACGGAUUGACAAUAUUUAUCCUGAAUAUAUUCAUCAGUUGG